ACCAAGCACAAAACUAUAAGAAAUGACAAAGGCAGGGCGCAGGAGCCAUAAGUAGAAGAGAAAAGGGGAACAACAUGAGAUGUAGAAAAAUUCUCAGAAAGCAGCUGUCUGAAACUCGAUCAGACUCAUCAGACUGAGGUUGUCAGUACUGAAUGUAACUAAGAGAGUAUAGGAGAAUAAAUAAAAUAAAUGAUGAUUAGAGAUGUGCAGUGACGUUUGAGAGGUUAAUUUCAGUAAACUAGUGGGACCACAAUUCAGAAAUAAGUAAGAGGUGAAAAGUACAAGAAGCAAUGCAGAAAAGUGCUAUGGAAAUGGACAGCCAACAGAAGGAAUGCAGAAAUAUGAGCGAUCUAGAGAUAGAAAGGGAACACAGAGGCCACAGUCUAGACUCUUCACUUUACAGAUGUGGAAACUGAGGCCCGAGGAGGUGACCAAUUCCUUUACCUAACCUGGUUAGCAAUGGAACUUAGACAGAAAACCAGUACAGAUGAAAUGGUAAUUCAGGAAGGAUAAGGAUCAAAGGAACACUUUCGGUCUCCAAAGAAGAUUCCCUUUAAUGCCUCUGUUUUCCUUUAGGACCUCCCCUCCUUCUUCUGGUACUAUGGACACAUGGUCUUGAAAUUAUUUUCAACAUAUCUGAUAGAAAACUAUGACUAUGAUACUUCAUUGCUGAAGAAAACACAAUGCUGAUUUAGGUAAGGGAAAGAGAAAUCUGUCUAUCGUACUUUUUUAUUCUUAUAGGUAUUAUACAUUCCUGAAGCCCGGAAGACAGGAAGGGUUACUCAUACUACAUUUGAAAUGCAUCACUAUAAUAAUCCUGAUAAUACUCCACCCUGUCCAACUCCAGAGAUAACAAAUAACUCCACGAUAACUAUCCACCUACAGAAAUGGACACAGUACGGUAAAGCCAUUCAUUAAAAAAAUCACCCCAUUAUGGAUAAUUCACAAUGAGCUGGCAAACAUCACUUGGCUAUGAGCAAAGCUCAUCAAGAAACACCCUAAUAAUGUGUAUAUAAAGGCAAACCAAGCUGUUUGAGUAGGACAUUCACCAUCAGAGCAACACCGCAGAAACAAACGCUCCAGCCUGGACACCAUGUCUGUGCGCUUUUCUUCUACCUCGAGGAGACUUGGCUCUUGCGGGGGCGCUGGCUCUGUGAGGCUCUCUAGUGGAGGAGCAGGCUUUGGGGCCGGAAACACAUGCAGUGUGCCAGGCAUUGGAAGUGGCUUCUCUUGUGCUUUUGGGGGCAGCUCAUCUGCAGGAGGCUAUGGCGGAGGUCUGGGCGGGGGAAGUGCUUCCUGUGCUGCCUUCACAGCGAAUGAGCAUGGCCUCCUCUCUGGCAAUGAGAAAGUGACCAUGCAGAACCUCAACGACCGCUUGGCCUCCUACCUGGAGAAUGUUCGAGCCUUAGAGGAGGCCAACGCCGACUUGGAGCAGAAGAUCAAGGGGUGGUAUGAGAAAUUUGGACCGGGUUCUUGCCGUGGUCUUGAUCAUGAUUACAGCAGAUACUUCCCAAUUAUUGACGAACUUAAGAACCAGAUAAUUUCUGCAACUACCAGUAAUGCCCAUGUUGUCCUGCAAAAUGAUAAUGCAAGACUAACAGCUGAUGACUUCAGACUAAAGUUUGAAAAUGAGCUGGCACUUCACCAGAGCGUUGAGGCGGAUAUCAACGGUUUGCGCAGAGUCCUGGAUGAGCUGACCUUGUGCAGAACGGACCUGGAGAUCCAGCUGGAAACUCUCAGUGAGGAGCUCGCUUACCUCAAGAAGAAUCAUGAGGAGGAAAUGAAAGCUCUGCAGUGCGCGGCUGGAGGCAACGUGAACGUGGAGAUGAACGCGGCCCCUGGGGUAGACCUCACGGUUCUGCUGAACAACAUGCGAGCUGAGUACGAAGCCCUUGCCGAGCAGAACCGCAGGGACGCGGAGGCCUGGUUCAACGAGAAGAGCGCCUCGCUGCAGCAGCAGAUCUCUGACGACGCUGGCGCCACCACCUCAGCCCGGAAUGAGCUUACCGAAAUGAAACGCACUCUUCAAACCCUUGAGAUUGAACUUCAGUCCCUCUUAGCAACGAAACACUCCCUGGAGGGCUCCUUGACAGAGACCGAGAGCAACUACUGUGCGCAGCUGGCACAGAUCCAGGCUCAGAUCGGGGCCCUGGAGGAGCAGCUGCACCAGGUCAGAACCGAGACUGAGGGCCAGAAGCUCGAGUAUGAGCAGCUCCUCGACGUCAAGGUCCACCUGGAAAAAGAAAUUGAGACCUACUGCCUCCUGAUAGAUGGAGAAGAUGGCUCCUGUUCUAAAUCAAAAGGCUAUGGAGGCCCAGGAAAUCAGACAAAAGAUUCAUCUAAAACCACCAUUGUCAAAACAGUUGUUGAAGAAAUAGAUCCUCGUGGCAAAGUUCUCUCAUCCAGAGUUCACACUGUGGAAGAAAAAGCCACCAAAGUCAACAACAAGAAUGAACAGAGGGUGCCUUCCUGAACUCCCGCCUCUGAGAAACAAUGGCCCCCAAAUUAAAAUACCAAAAUGAAACUCAUUUCCUAAAUAAGGGUCCCCUUAUUUUUCUGCUUUUCUUCCAAUGAAUUAAGACAAGUUAUUUUUAGAAUAGUACCAUUUCUUUGGCUUUUUCUCUAUGGUGGUGUUUCAAUAAAAGUUCUUCCUGUUGCAAGUCA
This is a messenger RNA of Cercocebus atys (sooty mangabey), 2664 nucleotides long. It is a transcript of the gene KRT27, whose product is annotated as keratin 27, type I. The record is from RefSeq and is a predicted model, not a curated record. The transcript is spliced from 8 exons. Gene Ontology annotation, biological process: hair follicle morphogenesis; intermediate filament organization. Gene Ontology annotation, molecular function: structural molecule activity. Lineage: Eukaryota; Metazoa; Chordata; Mammalia; Primates; Cercopithecidae. The coding region runs from base 1094 to 2473 and encodes 459 amino acids.